Molecule: messenger RNA, 1734 nt
Organism: Gasterosteus aculeatus aculeatus (three-spined stickleback)
Lineage: Eukaryota; Metazoa; Chordata; Actinopteri; Perciformes; Gasterosteidae
Gene: ankdd1a
Product: ankyrin repeat and death domain containing 1A
Biological process (GO): signal transduction
Molecular function (GO): protein binding
Source: RefSeq, a predicted model, not a curated record
CUUGACAGAAAUAACUAUAGUCCAACCUUCUUUUCCAUCUGAUGAAAACGAUGUAAUAAGAGCACCACAAUGGGAGGGCGGAGGGCAAAGCGUUGAAGUACGCAGAGAUGGAGGACGGCGUGGUGUCGGAGGAGGACGUCUUGCUUUGGUCAGAAAAGGAGUUCCACGACGCGGCGAAGAGGAACGACCCGGAGAGAAUGCAGGAGCUGAUUGAGAAGGGUGUGGACGUCAAGGCCAAAAGCAAAAUGGACCGCAAAGCGCUGCACUGGGCCGCGGGAGCCGGGAACGAGCAGGCUCUCCGUCUCCUGCUGGACCACGACACCGACGUCGAUGAGAAGGACACUUUUGGCAUGAACGCUUUGCUUCUCGCGUCCUGGUUUGGUCACCUAAAGGUCCUGCAGAUCCUGGUGUCCUGUGGGGCGAAGCUGAGCAGUGAAAACAAAGACGGUCUGAGCAUGCUGCACUGUGCAGCCCAGCGAGGCCACAUCAGAGUCCUGGAGUUCAUCAUGGAGGACCUGGAAGACGUACGACUCGACAGACUCGACAAGUCGGGGAAGACGGCCCUUCACCUGGCUGCUGAGAGCGGACGGCUUGAAGUGGUGGAGUUUCUCAUUGGAAUGGGCUGCACGCACAGUUUGAAGGACAAGGAAGCCAACACGGCCGUGCAUCUAGCAGCAAAGUGUGGGCACACAGAAGUCCUGCAGAAGAUGGUGGAGACCGGAGUCGAUGUCGACGAGAGAAACAUAGGCGGUCUCACAGCAUUGCACCUGGCAGCUGAUGGAGGUCACUACGAGUGUGUCAAACUGCUGCUGGAGGUCGGCUGCGAUGCCAAUGCGCAGACUAAUAAGAAUAUGAAUGCUCUCCACUACGUAGCUCAGCAUGGCUUUAACAGGGAGGCCAGUUUGCUGCUGGAGGCAGGAAUCGACAAGGAUGCUGUAGAUGAUCAACAAAACACAGCCCUCCACUUAGCUGUGUUCAACAACCACGCUGCGUUUUUACGGCUGCUCAUAGACGCCCACUGUGACCUGGACAUCGCUGACAGUAGACAACAGACGGUUUUGCACAUCGCAGCAGAGCACGGCUGGCAGGACUCGGCUGAGAUGAUGCUGGUCUCCGGUGUUAACCUCAAUCUGACUGACAAGCAGGGGAAAAGGUGUUUGGAGGUGGCAGCCAGAGGAAACCACGUCCUCCUGGUUGACAUGAUCAUCAAAGCUGACCGUUUUUAUAAAUGGGAGAAGGAUCAGAUGAGCAGCGAGCAGGACUCCUGGGUGGGGAGACCGCUAAGCUUCAAGCAGGACCACCAGCCAGAGACACAGCACCUCCGGUCUGUCCUGUGGAGCCUGGCCACCAAGCACCUGUGCCGCGGGGAGUGGAAGAUCCUGGCACAGCACUGGGACUUCAGCCCUGCACAUAUACGAGCUAUUGAACAACAGUGGACCGGCACGAAGAGCUUCAAAGAGCACGGCCACCGGAUGCUGCUAAUUUGGCUCCACGGAGUUGGGAUGGCGGGGGAGAACCCGGUCAAAGGCCUGUACGAGGGGCUGGUGAAGAUCUCACGGACAGACUUGGCAGAGUGCAUACGGCAAAAGGCAAACGCAGAGACCGCCUCUCCCAAGAUGUGCUCUGCAAUGUGAUCACCAGUGAGUGACUGCAGCCGUGUUUUCAUGCAUAGUCAGACCUACUUGCAAAGUGCUAGAGAAAAGUCUACGCUGAACUGAGCCCAUCAAAAAGCGA